Synchiropus splendidus (mandarinfish) is the source of this 3402-nucleotide messenger RNA. Its product is annotated as PDZ domain-containing protein 7-like. NCBI's taxonomy places the organism in Eukaryota, Metazoa, Chordata, Actinopteri, Syngnathiformes, Callionymidae. Gene Ontology annotation, molecular function: protein binding. Gene Ontology annotation, biological process: sensory perception of sound; auditory receptor cell stereocilium organization. The transcript has 17 exons. The record is from RefSeq and is a predicted model, not a curated record. Gene Ontology annotation, cellular component: stereocilium tip; stereocilia ankle link complex; plasma membrane. The coding region runs from base 557 to 3247 and encodes 896 amino acids.
GCCAAUACAUGGGUUAAUUUCCAAGAGAAUAUUAAAUAUCACAAAUGUCCUCCAGCCAGUGACAUUCUUUUACAUGUGCUUUGUAACUAUUGAAUCAAAUAUCAAUGUGAAUCUUCUCCAUAUUUUUCAUUAUUUCACCUGGGAUUUUUCAAUAUUAAAACGUAACUUUUCACGAUUUUAUGAUUUAACGCGAUUGCAGAUGACGAUAUUUCUCCUCCUGUGAUGUCGCUCACCCCAACAUAUUCCUUGCACCUCAGGCGGACAUUUAAUUAAACAUGACCCGGGGGAAUCACCCUGCGGCGCUGACUCCUCUGCAGUCAGGUUACAUCACAGCUACUUCAGUGACAGAUCCAGCGCCACAACCGGGAGUCGCAAGUUUACCGCUCACUUGGUGGCAGUGAAGGCAGCGUCGGGAGCUUCCACAGCUGCCUGUGCUGGAGAGGCCCAGUUUCCACUAUGUCAUGACAGCUGUCAGGAGACUGGAGCACUUUCAGAUCGGCCUUUUUGGACCGCUGUCUUCCUGGAUGGUUAAGGAGAACGUCGCUAGACGCCGAUCAUGGCCAACUCUUUUGGCUGGAGAGAGAUGACGAAUGGUGGAGGGCACCCUCAAACAGGAGGGUCGAACACCUCACACCAUCUGCUGAAGACACAACAUCGGCACAGACGCAUGUCGUCCUCACCACUGGGCAGGGUGAUUCUCCUGGACGCACAGGUGGACGGUGGCGACGACAGUGAAGACCUUCACACUGUGACAGUUGACAGGAGUCCGGACGGACGCCUUGGCUUCAGUGUGCGGGGGGGUUCUGAACACGGACUGGGUAUAUUUGUCAGUAAGGUGGAGGAGGACUGCCCUGCAGCGCAGGCUGGCCUGAGUGUGGGAGACAAGCUGGUGGAGGUGAACGGCGUCAGCCUGGAGAGCAUCACCAUGAGCAGUGCUGUGAAGGUCCUGACGGGAAACAACAGGCUGAGGGUGGUGGUGCGGCGGCUGGGCAAGGUCCCCGGCAUCUGCUUCUCCAGAGAGAAAACCACAUGGGUGGACCUGAUCCACAGGCGGAUGGUGGUGGAGGAGGAGAGUGGCCACACAGAGAGAAGCUCAGACAGCGCCCUCUGCAGGAGUGUCCACCUGUUCACCACGUCUGACGACUACUGCCUGGGAUUCAACAUCCGAGGAGGCAAAGAGUUCGGCCUCGGAAUUUAUGUGUCCAAGUUGGACCCAGGAGGCCUCGCGGAGCAGCACGGCAUCAAAAUGGGCGAUCAAAUUCUUGCAGCCAACGGGGUCAGCUUUGCCAACAUCACACACAGCAGCGCGGUGGAGGUGCUGAAGAGCCACGCGCACCUCAUGCUUACAAUCAAGGAAGCAGGAAGAUACCCGGCUUACAAGGAGAUGGUGGCUGAAUACGGUUGGCUGCAUCGCUAUGUCACCGGAGGUCCGCGGUCAUCCUCUCACGGGUCUGACUCGUACUCUUCUGCCUCCUCCAUGUCCUCCGGGACCCCCCUCAGCUCCCUCAGUGCUCUCUCUCAGGCCUUAAUCCUGCCUGUCUUUGGCUCAGCACCGUCAGACAGCCACGGCAGUGAUCAGCGAACGACCCACUCCUCUGUUCAGGAUGAUACCAUAAAGCACCUCCACUGCACCGACCGAUGUUUGACAUCAGAAACCAGUCGAACGGUUGGUGCCACUCUCUUGCUAAAAGACACUGUCAUACAAGGAAAAGGUGAGGGGCCACGGCAGGCGGACCCAGCAGGGCAGAGAGACUCGCCCAAGGCAGCAGCACUGGUGGCCCUGAGCAGAGCCAGGAGGCCGGUCAGACGCUCCCAAAGUCACAUCACCACGUCGGAGGAAAGAAAACUGGAGAAGAAAAACAAGAAACAACAGAGCACCAAAGAAAGUGGCCUCAAACGUUCCAAGACAUUUGUGAACCAACUGUUUCGGAAAGACCGUAAGGAGAAGAGCCGCUCCAAGUCUCCCUCGCGCCAUGAUGACAGAGGUAAGAGAUGUUCACCAAAAGGAUCUCGCGCAGGGUUGAAGGAGCGGAGCCCCUCCCCCCGAUCAGACACCCUGAAGCACGUGGAGGACAUGUCCAAGAAGCUGCUGAGCUCUGACGAGGUGUCUGCCGUGAUGAGACACUGCCACCGGUUUUUGUGCGAGAAUGUGCUCGAGGAUUUAGUGCGCCCCCUUUUGGCCAUCUUCGAUCGGCCUGACAAGCUUCUACUUCUGAGAGAAAUAAGAAUGCUGGUUCCUGCAGCAGAACUGGCUCGCUUCGACAGCCUGGUCAUGCCCUUGGAGUUGGAGGCUUACACCGCUCUGAGUCGCCGCUCCGUCCCUUCCCCAGCCUUGCGCUCCCCCGGCCCUGGAACACCUCGGCGACACCUUACAACCCCAAUCCCUGACCACAGGGGGGGAUUCCACCUGCAGCCAGUCCAGGACACCACCACAGGUCAUGGACUGAUGGGAGAACUGGAGCAACUGUGUGUGACCCGACAUCAGCCAAGACCCCCGUCUCAGAUCUUCACCCCGCUGCUGGACAUACCAGUGGAGAGUUUCAGCUCCUCCCCCGCUCGCUCCCGCUCCCUCAGCCCUUCACCCACUGGCAGCCUUCUUCUCCCAGACUCUCCGAUCGGCGCCCAGCCUGCGUGUCGACGCCAUCGCUCUCCUACAAGAGAGGGUGAAGGGUCACAAUACAGAGACUCCCAAGUCAGUGCUGGGCGUGAACGUGGGAGGUCACCUGUUAGAAGAGGCAGACACGUCAGAGAGGGAAGUCCAGACAGCAUGAGUCGGGAGGAGGUCUACACUGAGGUCAGCGUGAGGGUCCCUUCACAGCAGAGAGCACCUCAGCUUGAUGUGUUUGAACCCCCCGUUGAGAGGAUGAGUCCUCAGGGGGGCAGACACUCACACAAGGGAAGAGAAACUCCGCCACCGGAGGAGUACGACAUCACUACUUUGACCAUCUCUAAAGCCAAACCAUCGCUGGGAAUCAGCAUCUCGGGAGGAGCAGAGUCUCGAGUUCAGCCCGUGAUAAAGAUCGAGAAGGUUUUCUCUGGAGGAGCUGCAUCCACCAACGACGCUCUGAAGGCUGGUUACGAGCUCCUCUCUGUGGAUGACGAGAGCCUGGUGGGGGUCACACAUCAACACGCCGUGGACGCCAUUCGCCGGUCCUUCAGUAACAAAGACAAGAACCCCAUGGUGUUCGUGGUCAAGGUCCCCAAGAUCCACAACGGCUUCACUGGCCACUGGAGGUCUUCGGUCUAGCAUCAGCGCGGGAGGCGAUUCAUCCCGAGUCAGCAGCAGACGCAGUGUCCCGGAGCAAUCUGCCACUUUGGAGGCUUAAUUACAACACGCUGGGAGGGAGAUUACGCAGCUGGGCUCUCUGCAGCCUUCAGAGACGUUUGGAGUCCGCCAGAUAU